AUGGCUUUGGGAAGCUCCCUCGGACUAACAAAAGAGGAAGCGUUGCAUCUUCUGGAGGAGGAAAGGAAGCGUGAGAGAGAGGAGAGAGUGCACGCUAGAGAAGAUUCCAAACUCGAACAUGAGAGGGAACAGCAGAAGGCUGAGAGGGAGAGGGAGGACGCCAGACUGAAAGCUGCACAUGAGAUCGCUAUGAUAGAGCUUAAGAUCAAGCUCGCGGAAACAGAACGCGCCAGUGGAGCGACAACAGACGGAGGGAGCGAAGAACGUAACGUGGACGCAGCGCAAGAAAUGGCAGAGCUAGCUGACCAGUACCUGGAAGCCCAGGGAAAAUGCAAUCUGGGUGCUAUGAAAGAUGGGGGUUGUACAACACUGAGACCAGACGGCGAGAACAGUAAGGCUACUGGACAAACGGGAGGAACCCGAAGACCAUCGCCUAGAUGCUUUCUGUGCAGUAAGGUUGGGCAUAAGGCAACUGACUGCAGAAGCGGAUAUAGACAAAAUCAGGCAGGAGUACGAUGCUGGGAGUGCGGCAAAAUGGGACACAAAGCUGGGCAGUGCGCCAAUCACUCACAAAACAAAGCAGCGUGUGUCCUGGAUAAAAGACAGAAGGCAUUAAAGAGGGGCAACAAAGAACAGCAGGGAGCGAUAACAAAUACAAGAUUUGAACAUGUUACUGACGCUGACUUAGUACACAAUAUCGACAUAAUGAUGCCGGUGGUCGAAGCGAGGUUACAUGAUAUUAAGAUAUCAGUGCUGAGGGAUAGUGGAACCAACACAGUACUAGUAAGAAAAAGGCUGGUACGAAGUGAGGAGUUCACAGGGACGUCCACUGGGGUUAUCCCGGUUGACGGCACCAUGAGGGUUAUGCCUGAAGCGAUAAUCAACAUAGAUACACCUUAUUACACGGGGGAAGGACGUGCCAAAUGCGUAGAAGAACCGCUGUAUGACCUCAUACUGGGUAACAUCCCAGGGGCUAGAAAAGUGGACUGCCCGGAUUUAGGGUGGGGCACAAGUACGAAGAAAAUGCGUCACCAGGGAGAUGAAGUGUUUGGCGAAACGCCGUCUAAUUCAUUGAACAGCGUUACCUCACAUGCUGAGAACGACCGACUACUGCAAGAAAUCGGGGAAAAGGAGGCGUUGAAUGCAGAGCAGAUUCAUAACGAGGUGUCAUUUGCAGCAGGAGCAAAAAGAACGGACAAAAGUGAAGAGAAACAAUUGCCCCAGCUCAAGGCGCUGGUUAUAGAGCUGCUAGAAGUCACAGCUCUUACAUUAACGGGGCAGCAAAAGUCGGAUGAGAGUCUGCAGAGGUUUUUUAGAAGUCUGAAUAAACGAGUGCGGAAAUGGAGAUGUGACGUAACAACGGAAUACGUCGUCAAGGAUGAUUUGUUGUUCUGUCGAGUCGAAUUGAGCGACGGGGACGUGGGGCACCAACUCAUUGUACCAACGGUAUUUAGAAAGACUGUAAUGGAAUUGGCUCACGAUGGAAUAAUGUCGGGCCAUCAGGGGGUAAAGAGUACGGUCGCUAGGGUAGCGGAAGAAUUCUUUUGGCCUGGUAUGCAAGGCGACGUGAAACGUUACAUACGGUCUUGUGAUGUGUGCCAACGCACUAUACCGAAAGGCACCGUGAAAAAAGCCCCAAUGAUAAGUAUGCCCAUAAUUGAAGAACCCUUCCAUCGGGUAGCGAUAGAUAUCAUUGGACCAAUAACCCCCAAGUCCAGCAAGGGAAACCGAUAUAUCUUGACAAUGGUUGAUGUAGCCACGAGGUACCCGGACGCUGUGGCAUUGAAAACCAUUGAUACCCCGCAGGUGGCAGAAGCCCUAGUCGAGAUGUUCUCCCGGUACGGAGUACCUAAGGAGAUUCUGAGUGAUCGAGAAAAAUUUAAUGGUACCAUCAAGCAAAUGAUGAAGAGAAUGAGCCAAGAACGACCCACGGACUGGGAUAGGUAUAUCCCGGCACUCCUCUUUGCCUAUAGAGGAGUACCACAAGCGUCGCUAAGAUUCGCACCAUUUGAGAUGUUGUACGGACGAAAUGUGAUCGAACUCAAGGACAAACUGAAGAAAACAUGUGAAGUGGCGCAUGAGAUCAUGGCAGAGGCGCAAACAAAACAGAAAAGGUUCUACGACCGGAAGAGCCAGGCUCGAAGGUUCGAGCCAGGCGACAGAGUGCUCAUACCGCUACCCAGUGACCACAACAAACUAACCAUGCAGUGGAAGGGACCGUACGAAGUUGCGAGGCGAAAAGGCAAUUUAAACUACGAACUUCUGGUUGGCGACAAAAGAAAAACGUUUCACAUAAACAUGUUACAAAAAUAUGUAGAUCGCGAAACUAAGAAUGAAAGUUGUGGGGUGAUGGUGGUCCAGGAUGAGGUUGAAGACUUAGGGGAGAUCACGACGCCCAGUCUAAAAAGGCAACAGGCUGCGCAGGAUGUGGUCAUCAAUCCUAAAUUAAGCCAAAAGCAAAAGAAAGAUCUGGCUGACGCGAUCAGGGAGUUUGAAGAUAUAUUCUCUGACGUACCGGGCAGAACAAAUGCAUUGCAAUGCAAACUUCGAUUGAUGACAGAAGAGCCGGUCCGUAACAUUGCUCGUGCCACGCGCCACGAACUUUUGCUGAGCAAACUACUCGACGUGACAAGCAUGGGCUAUCCAUUGUUCAUCCCUGACAAGAAAAUGGAGGCUUUCUUUGACAUACCUUUGGAGCUCACUGUAUAUUAA
This is a messenger RNA of Ixodes scapularis (black-legged tick), 2712 nucleotides long. RefSeq lists its product as uncharacterized. The record is from RefSeq and is a predicted model, not a curated record. The transcript has 5 exons. Gene Ontology annotation, biological process: DNA integration. Gene Ontology annotation, molecular function: nucleic acid binding; zinc ion binding. NCBI's taxonomy places the organism in Eukaryota, Metazoa, Arthropoda, Arachnida, Ixodida, Ixodidae. Bases 1 to 2712 code for a protein of 903 amino acids.